AUGAACCGAAGUAAUUUGUUUAUUUUACAAUGGCUUAGCUUUGUACUUCUGCUAGUCAAUUAUACUGUAGUACCGUGUUACUCUUCUGAGCUCUCAAUGGAUAUAGAUAAUUCACAAAAUGGAGAUAUAGAUAGCAAGCCAAUUAUUCGUUUGAAGCCAGGAGAAAUUCCUGAGAGACCUAGUGGUUCAACUGAAAUAGUAAAAAGGAGAUGUAAAUUUUGCAAUAAAUUUAAAAAAGAAUUAACAAUAGAUGAAUAUAUAGAUCCCUCUGGAAAACAUGUUAAAGUUAUUCUUAGGAGAAGGUAUCGUCCAAUUUUUUCAGGUUUAAGACGAUGGAGACAGAGAAAAAGUACUAGAGCAAGGGCUAGGAAGGCAUUUAAGAAUAAUAAACAAAAAUCUUUGAGUAAAAAGUUAGAAAAAAAAGCUAACAAAAAAGUUUUGUUAGGGGUUUUUAAAAGAUUUAACAAGAAAAAGUCCGAUAAAAGACAUCCUAGUCAAAAAAAUCUUCAAAGCCUUGGUAUUGAUAAGCAAGAUUUAAGUGAUGGUAGUGCAGUACCAACUGAACAUAGUAAGGAUAUUAAAUAUAGUGGAAUUAAUAAAAUGCCAGAUAUUGAAUAUAAUGAAAAUGAUAACAUAUCAAAUAUUGGAUAUAAUAAAGUUGAUACAUUAUUAAGUAAUGAAUAUAGUGAAGCUGAUACAUUAUCAAAUAGUGAAUAUAGUCAAACUGACAAAAUACCAAGUCUUGAAUAUAAUCAAAACAGUGAAGAUAUCUUUUCAAAUGAAGUUGUUACGGGUAUUAAUGGCAGUGAGUGA
Messenger RNA from Cryptosporidium muris RN66, 813 nucleotides. RefSeq lists its product as uncharacterized. NCBI's taxonomy places the organism in Eukaryota, Apicomplexa, Conoidasida, Eucoccidiorida, Cryptosporidiidae. The record is from RefSeq and is a predicted model, not a curated record. The transcript has a single exon. Bases 1 to 813 code for a protein of 270 amino acids.